CGGGCCCCGGGCUUUCCCCACUCCGCGCCCUGGCCGCCGCGCCCCGCGUCCGCCCCGGCAUGGUGAACCUAGCGGCCAUGGUGUGGCGCCGGCUCCUCCGGAAGAGGUGGGUGCUCGCCCUGGUCUUCGGGCUCUCGCUCGUCUACUUCCUCAGCAGCACCUUCAAGCAGACCUCUGAGUGUUGCAGUGAGCCAGGACUCAAUCUCUGCAUUCUUUCCUACCUGACCCAGGUAAUCUCUGGGACCAUUGUUUAUUUCCAGCUGUAUGCUCUUGAUACCCAAAUUUGUAACUAGCCUAGACCUA
Messenger RNA from Leptonychotes weddellii (Weddell seal), 303 nucleotides. The record is from RefSeq and is a predicted model, not a curated record. NCBI's taxonomy places the organism in Eukaryota, Metazoa, Chordata, Mammalia, Carnivora, Phocidae.